This is a messenger RNA of Tetrahymena thermophila SB210, 1437 nucleotides long. Its product is annotated as histone acetyl transferase HAT1 amine-terminal protein. Gene Ontology annotation, molecular function: histone H4 acetyltransferase activity. The transcript has a single exon. Lineage: Eukaryota; Ciliophora; Oligohymenophorea; Hymenostomatida; Tetrahymenidae. Gene Ontology annotation, biological process: subtelomeric heterochromatin formation. Gene Ontology annotation, cellular component: nucleus. The record is from RefSeq and is a predicted model, not a curated record.
AUGUCUGAUAAGAAAAACCAAAAAAUUGACCUCUCUUAGUUUGAGGGUCCAGAUGGAAUGCAAAAGCUAAUGAAAUUAGCUAUGGAGUUCCAAGAAAAUGAAAAAUAACAAAAAGGAUAAAAAAAGAAUAAAAAAAAAGUAGAUUAAGACUUAGGAGAAGACGGAGAUGCUAAUUCAUAAGCAGAAAAUGACGAUGAUGGUGAUGAUGAUGAAGAGGAAGAAAUUAAGGCAAGGGAAGGCUGUAGUUUAGCAUAUGAUGCUUUGAAUAUUAAAUUUGUAUAAGAAGAGAAUGAUUUGAACCCUUUAUUUAAAAAGAAUAUGCUCUUUAAGCCAAAUUAUGUUCAUCAAAUUUAUGGUUAAGAAGAAGAAAUAGAAGGUUAUGAAGACCUACAAAUUAAUAUUUAUAUGCUUUCAGGCUCUCUCCAUACAUUAGUUGAAUACUCUUAUGGAAAAAAGAUGAAAUAGCAUGAAGAUUUUUUAUAGAAGCUUCGUGAUAAUUGUUUUGUGAGUGAUUUUUGUCUCAAGCGCAAAGAAUUCAAUUAGCAUAUGGCCAAAGAGAAGUCAUUUAAACCAAUUGGAGAUAAAUUCAAAGAAAUAACUGCAAAAAAUGGAGAAAAAUUUGAAAUAUAUUAUUGUAAUACUUAAAAACACCCAGAAUUCUCUGAAUAUAAAAAGCGCAUGCAAGUAUUUGCUAAAUUCUUUAUCGAAGUAGGCUCCUACAUUGAAGAUAAUGAAUAUUGGCAUCACUUCCUUAUUUUCCAUGUUGAUUAGAAUGGAAUGUACACUUUUGCAGGAUUUACAAAUAAAUAUGAAUACAUGUUUAACAUCAAUAAAUCAAGACAUUAAAUUUCUUAGAUUGUAAUUCUUCCUAUCUUCUAAAGAUUAGGCCUUGCUACAGAGCUUUUGAAUUGUCACUAUAAAACUGCCUAAGAAGAUAGUAAGUGUUUAGAAUUAACAGUAGAGGAUCCCUCACCUGAAUUCCAAAUCGUUAGAGAUAUUAUUGAAACUAAAUUAGUCAUUGAUGGAAAGUUUUGGCAAUGGUUUGAAGCUAUUCGCCCAAAAACAAUAAGAGGCAUUCUUUAGCUUGAAGGAAUAUAAAUUAGUCACUAAUAAGAAAUUACCCAAGCUACUAAAAUUCCUAAAUAUUAAAUAUAAAGAAUUUUUGAAAUUCUUAUGCUUAGCAAAUUAGAUUAAUCAAAUAAGUAGGUUAUGGACAGAUAUAGAGGACAUUUUAUCAAAUAUAGAAAAGAUGUUAAUGAAGUCAGAACUCAAAGAAAAGUUCCUUAUAUAAUUUUUGAUAAUAAGGCUGUUAAAAUUGAUGUAUAAGCUAUCAUUGAAUAAAAAAAACAAUUGGAGCCUAAUGAUGCCUUUUAUUUAGAAGAAUAUGAACAAACACUAGAACAAUAUAAUAAUGUAAUUUAAAAACUCAAGAUUUGA